Messenger RNA from Panicum virgatum (switchgrass), 981 nucleotides. Its product is annotated as protein cornichon homolog 1-like. The record is from RefSeq and is a predicted model, not a curated record. Gene Ontology annotation, biological process: vesicle-mediated transport. The transcript is spliced from 4 exons. Bases 33 to 770 code for a protein of 245 amino acids. Lineage: Eukaryota; Viridiplantae; Streptophyta; Magnoliopsida; Poales; Poaceae.
CAGCAGGGGAAUUUUCCUUCCAUUGCCUUCGAAUGGCAGACACCUUCAGUCUGUACCCUCUAACCGACUCCUCGCACGCAAGUACCCAGCCGCGACCCACCUGCUCCUCUCCCCGCCGCGCCGCCGCCCCGCCUCUCCCGCUUCCGGCGGCCACCGCGCCCAUUGUGACCGCGCGGGGCACGGAGCAACCGGGCUGGUCUAGGGCCCUUCCCCUUCGGAGCGCCACCAAGAAGCAGAGGGGGCGGCGGGGGCGCCAGCUUUCUUGGAUCGACUGCUCCCGAGCUGACGAAGCAGAGGAUUACUCGUCCCGUGCGGCAGCCAUGUCUGUGGAGCUCAUCAUGUGGCUUUUCUCCUUCGCCUCCGUCAUGGUCCUCAUCGGCCUCACCGCGUACCAGCUUAUCUGUUUGUCUGAUUUGGAGUAUGACUAUAUCAACCCAUAUGAUUCAUCAUCUCGCAUCAAUGCGGUGGUCCUUAUAGAAUACUUACUUCAAGCAGCCCUGUGUGCUUCUUUCCUCUUGACGCUACAUUGGUUCCCCUUUCUAGUCAUGGCACCUGUAACUUACUACCAUGUGAAACUGUUCAUGGCUCGGAAACAUCUGGUAGAUGUCACUGAAAUUUUUAGACAAUUAAAUGGCGAGAAGAAGUACAGGAUGAUCAAGCUUGCCUUCUACUUCUGCCUAUUUAUUAUUACUAUUUACAGGCUUGUGAUGUCAGCUGUGAUGCUGUUUAUCGACGAGGAUGUAUAUCUGGUAGAAACUAGGACUAUCUAGACUUUGCCUCCAACUUGUCUGUGCAUGACUGAUGAUAAAGUGUAGUGUUCAUUUACAUGAUGCAGUAAUUUGUAUGCCCUGCGACCUCGAUAUCAAGAUGAAUUGAAUCUUAUCCCUCCGUGUACAGUUUCCUAUGGCAAGAUUUUGUUUGGUCAUGGAAAAGCUAUUGGCCAAGAGGUCACAAGUCAAGCCAUGUAUAUGUUAUAUUGUA